This is a messenger RNA of Portunus trituberculatus (swimming crab), 2547 nucleotides long. RefSeq lists its product as uncharacterized. The record is from RefSeq and is a predicted model, not a curated record. The transcript has 8 exons. Lineage: Eukaryota; Metazoa; Arthropoda; Malacostraca; Decapoda; Portunidae. Gene Ontology annotation, cellular component: nucleus. The coding region runs from base 108 to 2204 and encodes 698 amino acids.
GGUGCGCGAUCCAUCUUGUCUGGGCGCCAUUGUACCAGAAUGUCAACAAACCACUCGUGAACUCCUAAGAUUUGUCGCUCUUCUGUGAUACUGGACUUGGGAUCGGGAUGCCUCGUGAAGAUAAAAGAGCAAACUUCCUAACAGACUUGGGAAGGGCCACAAUGAGGGGAGUGCGAAAAUGCCCCAAAUGUGGAACCCUGAAUGGAACCCGAGGAUUCUCAUGUAAGAACAAGUCAUGUGAUGUGAUUUUUAAGGAAGCUGGAGUGAAGAAGAAGCAUUCAACAGAAGCUUGUCGAAUCACAGCUGGGGCAGACACUCAGAUAUACUCUGUACGAGUACGAGACAAAGGACCGGACUACCGAGGUUUUGUUCAGAUUCCCUUGAUUCAUUCAGUGGAUGGGUCAGGAGACAUCUUCAUUGGAACUGAACCUUUGGGUGAUCCAAUGCUGCUACUACAGAUGGGAGCACGGUGUUAUGUGGAAUCUUGUCAGCGAAAGAGUCAACAGCCAUCACUGUGUUCACACAUACGAGCAGCCUCUCAGUGUUAUAAAGAUGCCACAUCACUAACAUUGAAAAACUCAGCUUUGAAUUCCCUACCAAUACCACAGUCAAUCAAGACUGAUAUAUGGCAGCUUGCAACAGACACUCCUGGUCCCUUAGUACAAAGGGUCUCCAAAAAUAUUAUGGUGGUGAAGUGUAAACCUGAGGCUCUUCACCAGUUUGGGUUUUUACACUUCAGUUUUCAGCAGGUGCGAAACAAGGAGGAAAUAGAGUACAAAUAUUACUGUGGGUGCCGAUCCUUUAAAAUCCAGCCAGCUGCACGGGAUGUGUCCUUCCGCAAAUGUGUUCAUCUGUAUGCAUGUGUGGUUGCAUUUGCAAGUGACCACAACCUCUCUCAGGAAUUUUCUUUCUAUAUCAAUAUGAUACAGAAUGACCAAGGUCCACCUUCAAGUUUGAGAGUAAGUAGCAGCAAUGGAGAAGAGGGCAGUGUAACGUUAGGAGAGAGUGAAACAAGCCUGAGCACGGUGGGUGAGAGAUCCUUUCUCAUACUGAAUGACUCUGGAGAUUCACAAUGUCAAGUGGAGGUGGAAGUGCUUCAGGAAGAUUCCUCUUCUAUAUUAGAAGGUAUCCCCAUCUCUCCAGCUGACAACCUUGUGACUCAGGAGGACAUUGAAGGAAAACUUGAAAUUCAACUAAGAACUCCAGAGGGCAUCCAUCUGCGAACCUCAGAUGGAGGCACUAUAUCUGUGCACCAGAUUCCUGACACUGUGCCCGUCACUCGCAUCAAGCGUCGGCGGGACGACUCAGUGGUCCAAGCAAGCUCUGCUCUUUUGACAUUACAGGAAGUAGCUUCAAAAAAGCAGAUAUCUUCACCAAAAAGGCCCUUGACAGGAGCUUGUGCUAGGAAAGCUAAGGAACCUGUGGAUGAAAAUACUGCCUCAUUCAGUUUUAUGAAUUGGCUUGGAAGUGUUACAGAGCGCAUUAAUCAAACAAUGCACUUUGGCUUCAGUGGUAAACCAGAACCUUUAGUUUUUCAUGUGCCAAAGUUGUUUUUUGAUUGUCUAAUGGAAAGAAUAAAUUCACGCUCCAAAAAGAAAAGAGUACCAAAUCAAACACUGCAAUUUAUAAGAAAAGAAGCUGUUCCUUUGGGAAAAUUUACAAAAUAUACAUGGAAGAUUUUAAGUGAUGCUCAUGUGAAGCAGAUAUUUGACAUUAAUGAAAUGCCACUGGAAAUAACAAGAAACUUUAUUCAGAAUCGAGAUGGAAGUUACAGGCUAUUCAGGCAUCGUGAUGAAGACUCUGUGUAUGCAAAAGGAAGCCCCAACCAACCACUUCUAAAGCCACAAGAGUACAAGACAAGAUUACGUAUCGGAACUCCCCCUCCUGGUCAGAAAGAACCUACUCCAUUCAUCAUAGAGUGGAUACCAGAUAUCCUUCCACUAUCUUUUAUUGGUGAGUUACGAAUAAAGUUUGAGUUUGAUCAUCUGCAUAAUGGCCAACUGCUUACACCACGAGAGACAAGGGGAACUAUUGGGGGUCAGACCAUUGCUUCAUCAAGGACUCAUGGCCCUCUGUUGGCUCCUAGGCCUCAGCCACAGUCAGCAUCACAAUCGUCAUCACAGAUUCCUGCAACAGAACAUAUUAUUAGUAUACCAAUAACUUCAGAAACAGCAGAAAAUAUGGCUACAAUCCUUACUUUUUAAGAUGACUUGUAACUAGUCACAUGCUAGUCUUCAGUAUAAAACUAAAUUAACUGUUCUGAUACAUCUAAGCACUCUCUCCACCCUUGGGGAAAGACUAGUAUUGCAAUACAUAUUUGAAAUUUUUGUCUGUAGUAUUGAAUUUUGUGUUCACAGAAUUUUAUUUGAUCUAAUGCAUUUUGUCAUCAUCCUAUUAUCUGUCCUCAGGAGGGUAGUGCAUCCAAACCUGAAGAAUUGAAAGCUUUAUGGAACAGUAUGCUUAUAGAGUGUUCAGGCUGACUUGAUAUGAUAAUCUUCCUCUCUCAGAGCACACAUCAUUCAUUGAUUAACUUGCUGAAUGGGCUUG